CAGACGCUGUCCAAACACUCCUUGGUAGUAGCACAAAGAAGUUACAUCUCACAGAAUCUUAAUCUACGGUGUGAUGUCGUAAGAAUAUAUGUCACUCCACGUCUCUUAUUGACGGCUUGUUUUCAUAACACAUUAACUGAUUACCAUCUGUGGACUAGCCGUGAGGAGCACACUUAACUGGCGUGUUUUGAUGACGCCAUCACUGGGACUUUCCGGAUACGUCACUUGGGGCUUCCGAGUUAUUAAGCUAGCUCUACUGUGUCUGUGUUCAUGUCGUUAGACACUGUAAACCUCGCUGCGUUGCUCUGGAGUACAUACCUAAAGAGACCAUGAAAACACCAAAGGCUCCCAACGGCGCCGAAAGGUUUGAAUAUUGAGACGUCGUUGUCAGGAGCGACGAUCAGACCGAGAGGCCGAAUGUCAACAACGCGGCCCCUCCUCGGAAUGAGACGAGUCACCGAGCUAACUUGCGGGGAACAGCCGAGCAGCAGGCUCCUUGCGUCAGCCGGCAGGCAGCAGCAAGAGGCCCCAACCGUGGACGAGUUUACAGUCCUAGAGGAUAAAGAAGAUGAACUGAAAUGUGCCAAGCCUCGAGUGGAACAGGUUUUUAAAGUAGCGUUCACUAUCAUCGGUCUGUUGGACCACACGGGACAGCCGCACGGGAGCAAAACAUCACGGCAGAUAUGGCUGCAGCUUAGAGGAUGUCAAGACGACGUGUCAAAGGCUAAGGAAUAUGUUCGAGGACUCUGUGACCCGGAACUGCAGAAAGAGGAGCGGUACCCAGUGGACAUGCACUGUAUCUUUGCUGGCGCCAGGGGCCUCUUCCUGGACAGGCUCAUACGGGACACAAGUGCAGAGGUUCAGGUGCCUGAGCCAGGCCGUCUGCGGCUAUUAGGCCAGGCUGAACCUGUCGUGAUGGCCCAGAGCAGAGUUCAGCAGUUUGUAGCACUAUUCCAGGAGAAGCAAAGUCUACCGAGUGACAGAGAGCCAUCAGUGAAACGAGCCUUCAAGUCCUUCGUAGAGGAAAGGGAUGAUAAGUACACUAUGGAACUUCUUCUGCUGCCCAGUGCUCUGAAAGAAGAAUUACUGGGAUUGGCUCACAGCCCCACUAGCACAAUCACAUCCUCACUGGCUCAUCUCAACCAGACACUGCAUCCCAGCAUGGUAGAGGUUGACCAGGACCGCUCACAGAGUAGCACCCCAGUGACAGACCUCUCCAAUCGCAUCCUUGACACUAGCUUUGAAGAGAAAGGGACUGGGGCCGGAUCUGUCAGUGGAGGCGGUAAAGUAGGAGGAGGGAUAGGUUUAGGUCCUGAGGCCGUCCUCCUCAAUGGCACUCGGCCAUCACACAAGCGGCGCUCAUCUGAGAGCGAGACUCGGGACACAAAGAGACAGUACUCCCUGGAACGGAGGGAUGAGUCACCUGAGAGGGCGAGAGAGCGGGAGCGACAGAGAGACAGAGAGGGCCGGGCUGGUUGUAGCAGUAGUAGAUCCAAAACACCAUCUGCUUCAUCAUCCCUUUCCUCCUCAGCUAAAGCCAAUACAGUUGGUCCGAUCAUGCUGGACUCCAGUGAGGGCAUCUCAGAUGAUGGAGAGGCCGUCAGCCCAGAAACCAACCUCCGCUGUUUGGUCAAUUUCUUCAGAACUAUGGGUUACCAGCAGGAAGUGGUGGAGCGAGUUGUCAAGGAGACGGGACAGACAGAGGAUACCUUCCUCAUCCUGGAGAAGAUCGUUGAGGAAACCAAGCAUUGUGCAGAGGGGUCAAAAGGAGAUGAAAAAGAAAGACGACUGAACUCUAUAUGCUCCGCAGACACUCCCUCCUCAUCAUCCUCCUCCUCUACAGUCUUUCGACUCAGAGAGAAGGAGCGCGAGUUGAGCAAAGCAUUGGUAGACUUGGGCGGAUCUAAAGAGAACAUUAAGCCAAACCAGCAUGGAAGCAGUAGCAAUGGGCUAGGGCACCGGAGGCAGUGCAGUGGCAGCGAGACAAGCACUCAGCAGGCAAUCACUAUCAAGAGGAGCUCCAGUGCUCAAGGAGGAGCAGGAAACUACGAGGUUAUUACCAUUGAGGAUGACGACGAUGUCAUCCCCACGGAUACCAAAACAGCAGAUAGUAGUAUGUCCCAGAUGAUGAGGACAGUGGCACAUCUCGACACCCAUUCGGGAUCCAGAACAGACUACCUGGCGCGGGGAGGGGGCAGCGUCUCACAGAGAGACUACCUGUCGAGGGGUGGGACUCAGACUUUAGGUGGAUCAGUCAAAGUUGAGAGUGUGACAGCACUGCGCAGCACGCCUCAGUGGCUGACUGCCACGACCACCUCCUUGGCUUCGACCCCCAGUUCAGCUCAGCCCAUCAACCGGCCCUCAGCCUCUCCCUAUCAGACCAUUGGCCACAUGGGGCUUCACGGGAGCGGAGCCAGGACUCCUCCUGCAACUGACCCUCCUGCGCCGCCAGUGACUGGUUUGGCUCGUUUCCAUCAGUCACUGAGGACUCCCUACACUCUGAAGCUGCCAAAUGAGCCAGGACAUCCAGAGCUCAGACACAUUAUCAUAGAUGGAAGCAACGUGGCUAUGGCUCAUGGCCUUCAUCGGUUCUUCUCCUGUCGAGGCAUAGCACUGGCAGUGGAGACAUUUUGGAGGCGGGGACACAGGGAGAUCACAGUAUUUGUCCCUCAGUGGCGUCAGAAGAGAGACCGACUCACAACAGAGCAACAUUUUUUAAACCAGCUAGAGGACCUGAGGCUGCUGUCCUUCACUCCCUCUAGAGAGGUCUGUGGCCAGAGGAUAUCAUCGCAUGAUGACAGGUUUUUGCUCCACCUCGCAGAAAAAACAGAUGGGAUCAUUGUAACCAAUGACAACCUGAGGGACUUUGUCGACACUUCGGACACAUGGCGCAAGAUCAUUCAAGAGAGGUUGCUUCAGUUUACUUUUGUAGAGGACCACUUCAUGAUCCCUGAUGACCCUCUGGGGAAAGACGGACCUCACCUGGACAUCUUCCUGCGUAAAGAGUACAGGAGAACUGCAGUCACUCCUCCCCCUCUUAGACCCCCAGACUUCCGGCCUUCCUCCCAGCAGCAGCAGCCAGUUUACGUCCAGGCCCUCCACUCUGCUCCUUGGACUCCUGCCUCCACACCCAGGCCGCCUCCCUCCCUUUUGCCCCAUCCCACAGCGCACUGGCCCCACUCUGGUCCCCCUGAAUGGCAUCCGCCUCGCCGUUCCCCCUCACCCUCACCCUCACCUCCACCCCAGCGAUCACCAGGGGAGACAUCAGAGCUGAAGAGAAAGCUGUACGACAUCUUCCCCGACCAGAAGCAGCGGAUUGACCGCAUCCUCAGCGACAAUCCGUACAUGAGAGACCUGAACGCCCUGUCAGGGCUGCUGCUUGGAUAAAUAACUGGCUCUGCCAUGAGAAUCAGCAGACACACACACUCGCAAGAAUAUCCAUACAUUUGUCAGCAUACAUAUAAUUUAUUUUACCAUCCCUUCCAGCCUGGAGGACAUGGAAAGUUUUUUAUUAUUAAUAUUUUACAUUAAGACUGAUCAUCAAACUAGGCUGCUAUUGGCAAAAAAAAUAUUUUUUGGGAUGUUUUCCUUUUUCUAUCUCCUUCCUCCUUUGCUUUCAAAUUGAUUAACGUGAACAACGCAGGUGUCUAAAGAAUCAAAAGUGUUAACAAAUUGCCAUAGUUGUCAAUCAGCAGUCUCUAUUGUUCAGAUUUUAAUAAAUAAUUGUCCUUGACAAGAGUCCUGAGGUUCCACGAAUGUGGAACUAGCACUGGGAGAAAUUGUUUUGGACCAAAAACAGUGAACUGGUCUCAUGGUACAGUGGCUCCAGCUCAGCACAAGACGGUUUUCUUCAACAAAACCUUGUUUACCAUGAGACUUUUAAAACCUCUCACAAAGUCCGAGCUUUUUCUUGAUAAGAAUUUUGGCACUGGCAGGUUUUGCAUGUUUUUACAUUUUCACCAUACGACUUACACACUUGUAAUGUUCCGGAACAGAAGUAAUUCACGGUCAGGCAGCACCAGGGGACUGAAAUAGAAAUCAGUGAACCGUUUCAUCUGUUAGGAGUCAUUCAACAUCAGCAAGGAAAAGUUAAAAAGUACCACACUUUAACUUAAUUUCCUUGACAAUGUACUUGCUGGAGAUCAGUUUUAUAAAAGGGCUGUGGUGUCCUUUAUCAGAGAAGUAUUUCAGGACGCAUGAUGAGAUCAUUAGCUCUGACAUCCAAGAAUUGUUAUUGUUAAUGUUGGACAGAAGUGCCAGUAAACCAUAGUUAGACAGCAGACACAACUGUAAUUUAAAAAAUAGGAACAUAUAAGCUUAUUAAAGAAACACCUUUAGGCUCUCUUGAGGCCAGUAUUUUGAGGCUGUAUGAAUGGGCAGUAAUGACAACCGGUUGUUUGUCCUUUUGGUUUUUUUGGGGUUUUUUGGGUUUUUUU
Xiphias gladius (swordfish) is the source of this 4436-nucleotide messenger RNA. It is a transcript of the gene n4bp1, whose product is annotated as nedd4 binding protein 1. Lineage: Eukaryota; Metazoa; Chordata; Actinopteri; Istiophoriformes; Xiphiidae. The record is from RefSeq and is a predicted model, not a curated record. Gene Ontology annotation, molecular function: RNA binding. The coding region runs from base 418 to 3387 and encodes 989 amino acids. Gene Ontology annotation, biological process: negative regulation of protein ubiquitination; negative regulation of proteasomal ubiquitin-dependent protein catabolic process. The transcript has 12 exons. Gene Ontology annotation, cellular component: nucleus; PML body.